AUGGAGGGAGGGGUGAGUGAGCGGUGGCCAGGCAGCAGCUGCCGUCCCCUCAUUUACAUGAACACCUGCUCCGUGGCUGCAGCCUUUUGGGAACGAUGGUGUGACGCAUGCUCUGCCUCACGACCCCAGCACCAGGCUCCCGCUAUGUCUGCACUGUCCCCCUCUCUGGGAGACCUGGAUUGGCUUAUAGACUCUCACUAUUUCAGAACUGCAUUGCUAUGAAUGCUGCCUGGCAGAAUGCUUCUACAAUCUUAUACAUCUCUGUCAUAAUUAAAAAAGAUAGUGAAUUAUCUGAACAAUUAAAGGGCUUGUAGUGAAACUCUGGAGAGCAAGGAUGAACUGAGCAUGUGUUCUUCUCACCACAGGAAAAUACAUUUGAUCAUGUUUAGAUUUAGAAUAGUCCUAAAAUAGCAUAUGGUGAUGUUGGGACAUUAGUAGAUGGCCUUUUCUCCUCCUUUGCACUCCAGAUCUCUCUAGAAAAAACCUGACAAACAUGCUCCCUGUAACCCAAGAGGGAUGAUUCCAUAGUAUAUCCCAGUGCUUGGAAACUAGAGGUAGCCUAGGCUACCAUUAAAGCAGCGUGACAUGCCAUCGGGCCCUUAAUGUUUGUGUAGCUAGUGCCCAGCCUAGCAUGUGAUGUUUUCUUUCCCUGGCCACCCUAAUCCCGUGAGAGAGAGACCCUGUCUAAACACACGUCUGUCCCCACAGGGGGCCUCUGCUUGGCCCUGGGCCCCCAGCCCCGCUCACACAACCAACGGCCCCCUGGGAAUGUUUGGGGAGGUGAUUUAGUCAGCCCCAUUAAGGCUAAUAGUAAUAGACUCAUAGUUGUCUAUGUUAUAGUAUUUUGGAGUGACAGAACUUUUAACGGUAUUUAAAGGUUGCUGAGACAUUCUAAUACUAUGGAAUCCCCCAGAAUGAGACACAGGAGCUAUAAUCAACAACCUCCAAUAAAAAUGACUCAGCUUUUUAGGGACUGUAUUGAGUUUCCUUUCUUUUUCGGCUUCAGAACAAUCCCUACUUCUCACUUAAAACAUUGUUUUUGUGUUUAAUUUUUCUUUGUUUUGCCUUGGAGGAAUUGACAAGGAAUUAGUGAAAGUUUCACUAGGAGGAUGACUGAUACCAAAAGUGUCUGUGUGGCUCUAGAGUUUGCAGUGCUAUCUCUCUAUAUCCCUUGUCUCUGGCUGUCAGAGAGCGAGAGAGAGAAAGAGACUAUACAGUAGAAGAAUACAGGGCAUUGAGGUGGAGGAACACUGCUUUGAAGUCUCCAUAAUGUUAUCUCUGAGUUCAAAGACAGGCAUAGACACUGCCUUGUCCUUUUGAAUGAAUGAGCCUGAAAAAAGUGGAGUGGAGCAUAUUUCUCGCUAAGAGCUGUUGAAGGGGGCCAUGGUGGCUACUUUUGUCAAAAAUGAGACUGGAAUAUGUACAAAAAUUCAGUCAGCUCGUCAGAGUCCAGUUCAAUGUUGUUGUGUAGUGUUGAUGAAGGGAGUCAGUCUAUCCAUAAUGACCACCCUCCAACCAUGUGGAAAACAGUACAGAAACCCUCUGGAUGACAAAUGGGAGCAUUUGGUAGCAGUGAGGUUCCAAACUGACAGUGGUGGGUUAUCUCUUUCCACUGACCCUGACCACCUCCCUGAUCUCACUAACCUCUCUGACCACUUCUCUGUGUGUGCGUGUGCUUGUGUGUCUGUGCAGUCUGUGUGCACAUUGUGUGUGUGGCCCUUUGUUGGGAUUUGACCUUGUGUCGCCUCGGGGGACUCUCCAUGCCCUGUCAUUGUAAUAGUAAAUGUGUGAAUCCAUCUCCACUGACGCGGAGAACGCUGUCCCCCACUCUCUUCCUCCCUCUCUUCUUCUCUCUUUGCCUCUCUCUUUCUCUCUCUCUCUCUCAAUUCAAUUUCGAUUCAAGGGGCUUUAUUGGCAUAGGAAACAUAUGUUUACAUUGUCAAAGCAAGUUAAAUAGAUAAUAAACAAUCAGAAAUUAACAGUAAAUAUUACACUCACAAAAGUUUCAAAAGAAUAGAGACAUUUCAAAUGUUAUAUUAUGGCUAUGUACAAUGUUGUAAUGAUGUGCAAAUAGUUUAAGUACAAAAGGGAAAAUAAAUCAACAUAAAUAUGGGUUGUAUUUACAAUGGUGUUUGUGCUUCACAGGUUGCUCGUUUUUUUGUGGCAACAGGUCACAAAUCUUGCUGCUGUGAUGGCACACUGUGGAAUCUCACAUUCUCUCUGGGAACCGUUUGCUGGGGGCCACUUUACGACUCUAAGAGGACCUGUGAGAAACAUCACAGGGGUGGAUGAUGCCUCCUGUCCCACCCCCUGCCCCCCAUGUCCUGCAGUCAAUGUUUUAUGGCCUAAAACACAUUGUCUGAAAGGACAACAGUGAAAAGGCAAAUGUGCUGUUUAGCUGCAUAGUUUCUCAUGGCUGCGUUGUAAAAACAGUCGGCUGGAUAGAGAGAGAGAACAUCCUGACUGAGCCCUCAGAUCGUCUUUCACAGAGAGCAGGGACUAGUUAGUUACUUAGGGACUAGUUAGUUACUUAGUUAGUAUCAGGCUGAUGCUGUUUCCCAGGCUGCUGAAGGUUUAUAUUGAUGAGCACACAAUAGGAACAUCUCAAUAGCCUAAAGUGGCUUCCUCUCCUUGUUUGCACUGACCUCUGAAAACAUCAGAGGUGAAAGUAAUAAAGUGGAUGCCAACUAGUACGUAUUUGCUUUCACUCUUGCUGCUUUCCCAUAUCUUCCAUCUGCUAAAACAGACAAAGACAGGUUGCAUUGCACUGGCCACACAUGCUUGACUCGUGUUAACUUAAAAAAAUACAUUUAGCGCUAUGGGUUUUGUUGUCAGUCCAUACCUGUUGAAUACAACUUUUCCUUAACCCUUAGUGCUAUUAUUAUUUGCUGACUCACCCUGCCUUUCUCUCUCUCUCUCUCUCUCUCUCUCUCUCUCUCUCUCUCUCUCUCUCUCUCUUUCUCUCUCUCUCUUUCCAGGUGUCGGGAUGGUUACGUGGGGAACAGUUGUCAGCACAGGGACCCCUGCACCUACUCUCCAUGUAAAAAUGGCGGCUCGUGUCGCGUGGUGCCCCGUGGGAAUUCAGUGGACUUCACGUGUUUCUGCCGGCCAGGCUUCACGGACCGCCUAUGUCUGACGCCCAUCGACAACGCCUGUCUCAGUUCACCCUGCCGGAAUGGUGGCACUUGCGACCUGGUCAACCUCAGAGAGUACAAGUGUAGAUGUCCCCCUGGCUGGUCAGGUAAACACUGUCAUAUUUACUACUGCUGAAUACUCUAGUAGUAACAAAUAGCAUUACUAACCGGUCUUCUGUUCUUUAAAAUAUUAAAACUGACCAUGGUUACAACUAAUUGUAGCACAUAAAACAAAACAAGGAGCUGUCUAUGUAAAUAAAGAUCAAAAUCAUGAUUUUAUUUACAAGAUGUGUGUCUGCCUCUUUCAGGGAAGCAGUGCCAGCAGGCAGACCCCUGUGCCUCUAAUCCCUGUGCCAACGGCGGGCAGUGCACCCCCUUUGAGUCCCACUCUAUCUGCUCCUGCACCCCGUUCUUCUAUGGCCAGACCUGCAAGCAGGACGUCAAUGAGUGUGCCCAGAGCCCCUCACCCUGCAAGAAUGGAGGCGUGUGUGUGAACGAGGUGGGCACCUACCGCUGCCAGUGUCCCCAGGAGUAUACGGGCAAGCACUGCGAUACCCGCUACCUACCAUGCAAUCCCUCCCCCUGCCACAAUGGGGGCACUUGCGUCCAGAAGGGAGACACCACCUAUGAAUGCUCCUGUGUUCCAGGUACUGUUCUGUUUAAUGUUGUCCCAUCUGAUCCACUAUGGGCCGAAGCCUACAUUUACAGUGCCUUCAGAAAGUAUUUCUACCCCUUUUCAAAAUGUUGUUGUUUUACAGCCUGAAUUUAAAAUGGAUUAAAUUGAGAUUUUUGGUCACUGGCCUACACAUAAUACCUCAUAAUGUCCAAGUGGAAUUAUGUUUUGGGCAAAUGUUGAUAUUUCUGUAUUUCAUUUUCAAGACAUUUCUAAAACAUGUUUUCAAAUUAUCAUUAUGGGGUAUUGUGUGUAGAUGGGUGAGAAAACAAAUAUAUUUAAUCCAUUUAGAAUUCAGGCUGUAACAACAAAAUGUGGAAUAAGUCAAGGGGUAUGAAUACCUUCUGAAGGCACUGUACAUUACAUUUUAGUCAUUAAGCAGACGAUUGUAUCCAGAACGAUUAACAAUCAGGCCAUUUAACUAUGGGACAUUUUGAGUUAUGUGAGAUUAUAUUAAGUUAGGAUUUGACCAUGUAUGAACUUUCAAGUUGUGCAAUCCAUUUCCACUUAGGGGCUGCUUUAGUGUUUUCUCCACCAGUCUAUCCAACUUAAGCCAAACAUCUAAAACAGCUGUGAAAUAAACUAGUGGUACGGUUCUCUAGUGGCUGGUCAGGAUGAUGUUAUGAUGUGAGUACGGGCGGAGGGAGCUUUGUGUAGUGGUUAUACAAUGCUGUGUGUGUGAGCUUUGUGUAGUGGUUCCACAGUGCUGUGUGUGUGUGAGCUUUGUGUAGUGGCUCCACAGUGCUGUGUGUGAGCUUUGUGUAGUGGCUCCAGAGUGCUGUGUGUGUGAGCUUUGUGUAGUGGUUCCACAGUGCUGUGUGUGAGCUUUGUGUAGUGGCUCCAGAGUGCUGUGUGUGUGAGCUUUGUGUAGUGGUUCCACAGUGCUGUGUGUGUGAGCUGUGUGUAGUGGCUCCACAGUGCUGUGUGUGUGUGAGCUGUAGGGCUGGGUGAUAUGGCCUAAAAAUAAUUGCAAAAAAAAAUAAUAUAUGGUCGAUUCACAAUAUAUAUCUCAAUGUUUUCUCUAAAUAAGCUUUGUUGUACAAUUAAAGGUCAAAUAAAUCAAAUCAAAUCAAAUUGUAUUUGUCACAUACACGUGUGUAGCAGAUGUUAUUGUGGGUGCUGUAGGUGUCCUGGAGGGCGGGUAGUUUGCCCCCGGGAAUGCGUUUGGCAGACCGCACCACCCUCUGGAGAGCCCUGCGGUUGCGGGCGGUGCAAUCGCCGUACCAGGCGGUGAUACAGCCCGACAGGAUGCUCUCAAUUGUGCAUCUGUAAAAGUUUGUGAGGGUUUUAGGUGCCAAGACAAAUUUAUUCAGCCUCCUGAGGUUGAAGAGGCUCUGUUGCGCCUUCUUCACCACACUGUCUGCGUGGGUGGACCAUUUCAGUUUGUCAGUGAUGUGUACACCAAGGAACUUGAAGCUUUCCACCUUCUUCACUGCGGUCCUGUCGAUGUGGAUAGUGGGGUGCACCCUCUUCUGUUUCCUGAAGUCCACGAUCAUCUCCUUUGUUUUGUUGACGUUGAGUGAGAGGUUAUUUUACUGGCACCACACUCCCAGAGCCCUCACCUCCUCCCUGUAGGCUGUCUAGUCAUUGUUGGUAAUCAAGCCUACUACUGUUGUGUUGUCUGCAAACUUGAUGAUUGAGUUGGAGGCGUGCUUGGCCACGCAGUCAUGGGUGAACAGGGAGUACAGGAGGGGGCUGAGCACGCACCCUUGUGGGGCCCCAGUGUUGAGGAUUAGCGAAGUGGAGAUGUUGUUUCCUACCUUCACCACCUGGGGGCGGCCCGUCAGGAAGUCCAGGACCCAGUUGCACAGGGCAGGGUUCAGACCCAGGGCCUCGAGCUUAAUGAUGAGCUUGGAGGGUGCUAUGGUGUUGAAUGCUGAGCUGUAGUCAAUGAACAGCAUUCUUGCAUGGGUAUUCCUCUUGUCCAGAUGGGAUAGGGCAGUGUGCAGUGUGAUGGCGAUUGCAUCGUCUGUGGAUCUAUUGGGGUGGUAAGCCAAUUGAAGUGGGUCUAAGGUGACAGGGAAGGUUGAGGUGAUGUGAUCCUUGACUAGUCUCUCAAAGCACUUCAUGAUGACAGAGGUGAGUGCUACGGGGCGAUAGUCAUUUAGUUCAGUUACCUUUGCUUUCUUGGGUACAGGAACAAUGGUGGCCAUCUUGAAGCAUGUGGGGACAGCAGUCUGGGAUAGGGAGAGAUUGAAUAUGUCCGUAAACACACCAGCCAGUUGGUCUGCGCAUGUUCUGAGGACGCGGCUAGGGAUGCCGUCUGGGCCGGCAGCCUUGCGGGGGUUAACAAGCUUGAAUGUCUUACUCAUGUCGGCUACGGAGAAGGAGAGCUCACAGUCCUUGGUAGUGGGCCGUGUCGGUGGCACUGUGUUAUCCUCAAAGCUGGCAAAUAAGGUGUUUAGCUUGUCUGGAAGCGAGACGUCGGUGUCAGCGAUGUGGCUGGUUUUCCUUUUGUAGUCCGUGAUUGUCUGUAGACCCUGCCACAUACGUCUCGUGUCUGAGCCGUUGAAUUGCGACUCCACUUUGUCUCUAUACUGAUGUUUUCUCCGUUUAAUUACCUUGCGGAGUGAGUAGCUACACUGUUUGUAUUCUUCCAUAUUCCCAGUCACCUUGCCAUGGUUAAAUGCGGUGGGUUCGUGCUUUCAAAUUUGCGCAAAUGCUGCCAUCUAUCCACGGUUUCUGGUUAGGGUAGGUUUUAAUAGUCACAGUGGGCACAACAUCUCCUAAACACUUCCUGAUAAACUCAGUCACCGUUUCAGUGUAUUCGUCCAAAUUAUUUUCGCCAUCUACCCGGAACAUAUCCCAGUCCGCUUGUGAAAUUAUAUAAAUAUAAGCCUUCCACAACCAUAAGGUCCACUAAUAAUGUAUUUAUUUUAUCAAAAUAGUGUAACCGGCUUUUUUGCAAUAAUCACCGAUCUGGCUUUCAAGUCUGUCUAUGAAAAUGCCCUUUUUGUUACAAAUGUAACCAGAACCAUGCAUAAUGCACAUUCACUAAUAAUAACUAACUUCUUAUAACGGGUAUUAUAGAAAAUUAACACAGGUCUCAUAAACUCUCUCUCAAGCACAAGCCCACAUGCUAGUGAGUGGCCAGCUAAUCUUUAUAUUUCAAGUUUAGCUAACUUGGAUCUAUUUGCUAGCUAACAAGGUAGAAUAGUUGAAUUAUUAUGAACACACCCUUAUGGCCGUCUCCAACUGUUUGAACAGCAUGCUAUGAUGUUGAAAUCAAGUGGCCUACCUUAUUUCUCAGAAUGAGAAUGAGUUGCACAUUCCUUAUAUAGUUGUGUUUUAUGCUUAUUGCACAUUUAUAAAACACAGACUAGACUGCUAGUAUAACAGUCUUUGGCUAAAAUGCUGCUAGUGGUACCACAAUGCCAUACGCAACAAACUGAGGAUACAUAUUCCUGAAUCAAUGUUCAUUGAUUGUCCUGUUUUAGUGGUGUCUGCCCUGUGUGCAAUUUGAAGAGUUGAAACACAAAAAGGUUAUCGUUAGAAAGGUUAACUUCUCCUCUAUUACUGUAAAAUAAUGUCUCAAUGUGUUUCGGUGUCCAUAUGACCGAUUCUGUUGGACCAAACCUCAAAUGCAAAUAGCGAGUUGAAACCGCUUGCCAGAGAGGAAGAAGUGAUCUCUCAUCUUUGUUGUUGUGAGUGGCAGGUGGAGGGGCUUGGUGUGCGUGUGUAAAUGGGAAGGUGUGCACAGCCUACAGUCAUUGCACAUGGCACAGAAGGAACGAAGGAGACGAGACCAAAAAGACAACAUGAGAACAAGUGGACAUAAACGCUCAACAUUUUUUACAGAACUAGAUUCUUCCGAUGCAGGCAUUUGGAAUAUCGCGCAAAAACAUACAUUCAAAUUAAUUUGAUAUAUCACCCAGGCCUAGUGAGCUGUUUGUAGUGGCUCCACAGUGCGAGUUGUGUGAACAGAGGGGAGCAGGAAGCCAUUGGGCCUUAUCGUGAGGAAAUGGCUGAAUGAAAACAUCCUCGGAACAGAGCCUUCUAGUCCUGUAGACAGGGUUACCACGACUGGUCGUCCUCUCCCCUCUCUCUACUCCCCACACGUCACCACUUCCAACCUGCCCUGCUCCAACGCCAGACUGAGCUAGACCUCCACUGAGCUCCCAGUAAGCACCACACCACUCUCUUUGUGCCUCACACACUGUUUUGGCCGUUAAACAUGGCUCUCACAGAAACGCCACUGCCAAAGAUAAAUAAUUGUGAAUCAAGAGAAGUAGUAGCAUUGUCAACAAUCCAAUGGUGCUCAGAUUCUACCUACACAAAAUUGGCAGUAUAACCUCCUAAAUGUCCCUUUUAUUUUCUUAUGCAGCCAGGCUGCCAGACAAUACUGUGGUGGUGUGUUGUGUAAUGCCAGAGCAGGAUUGUUGCUGUUAUAUGAAGGGAAGCUGUGGUCUGGCUGGCUGUUUGUUCUGACUGAUACAGACCAAAGGAGGGCUGCCGCCGCUGCCAUUCGUUCCCCUCUGAAGAAGGAGGCCGUUGACUGCUUUAACUGUAAAAGAGUUUCCCCUUGUUUUGAAAGGAUCCAACCAGGCAAUUUUGAAACUAGGAAAAACAAAGCAAAGAGAGUGAUGCAAAAAAUACUCAGAAAUAGAAUAAGCUUCCUUGAUAUCAAAUCAAAUUGUAUUUGUCACAUGCUCCGAAUACAACAGGUGUUUACCUUACCGUGAAAUGCUUACUUACGAACCCUUAACCAACAAUGCAGAGGUUUUAAAAAGUAAGUAAGAAAAAUGUGCUAAAUAAACUAAAGGAAAAAUAGUAACACAAUAAAAUAGCAAUAAUGAGGCUAUAUUCUAGGGGUACCAGUACCGAGUCAAUGUGCAGGGGUAUGGGUUAGUCGAGGUAAUAUGUACAUGUAGGUAGGGGUAAAGUGACUAUGCAUAGAUAAUAAACAGAGAGUAGCAGCAGUAUAUGUGAAGAGCGUGAAGGAAUGUGUGUUUGUGGCGUCAAUAUGCAUGUGUGUGUGGUCCGUGUGUGUGUGUGUGUGUGUGUUGGAGUGUCAGUGUAGUAUGUGUGAGUGUGUGGUUAGAGUCAAGUGAGUGUACAUCUAGCCUGUGCGAGUCAGUGAAAAAAAUAAGAGUAAAUACUAAUAAAAUAUGGGGGUCAAUGCAAAUAGUCCGGGUAACCAUUUGAUUAACUGUGCAGCUGUCUUAUGGCUUGGGGUAGAAGCUGUUAAGGAGCCUUUUGGUCCCAGACUUGGCGCUCCGGUACCGCUUGCUGUGCGGUAGCAGAGAGAACAGUCUAUGACUUGGGUAGCUGGAGUCUUUGACAAUUUUUAUUGCCUUUCUCUGACACCGCCUGGCAGAGGUCCUGGAUGGCAGGAAGCUCAGCCACGGUGCUGUACUGGGCCGUACUCACUACCCUCGGUAGAGCCUUGCAGUCGAAUGCAGAGCAGUUGCCAUACCAAGCGGUGAUGCAACCAGUCAGGAUGCUCUUGAUGCUGCAGCUGUAGAACUUUUUGAGGAUCUGAGGUCCCAUGCCAAACCUUUUCAGCCUCCUGAGGGGAAUAGGCAUUGUCGAGCCCUCUUCACGACUGUGUUGGUGUGUUUGGACCAUGAUAGGUCCUUAAUGAUGUGGACAACAAGGAACUUGAAGCCAAGGAAAUAUUGCUCCUCUGUUCAUGAAAAUGUAACAUGACCCCUUCUGUUGAGAUGGGGCUGAUUUAAAAACUACAGUGUGUAAUAUAUGUGUAUUUAACAUUAUGUCCUGUCCUCUCCAGGCUUCUCAGGUCAGAACUGUGACGCCAACAUUGAUGACUGUCCAAGACACGAUUGUCAGAAUGGAGGAACCUGUGUGGAUGGGGUUAACACCUAUAACUGCCAAUGCAAACCUGAAUUCACAGGUAACUAUACAGUAACCCCCCCCCCCCCCCCCCCCACCCCAUCCCACCCCACCACCAACCAACUCAUUUCUACGCUCAUGGUAGAAGUUUCUCAUAAAUACAGAUCUAGGAUCAGAUUACUAACCCUCAAUCCUAACCAAGACCAUUGGGCGAAUAAAAACAUAUCUGACCUUGCAUCAGUGAUUAGGGGGUAACUUUUACCCGACUCCGAUCUCUAUAAUGGAAGCCUCCUUUCUUUUGACUCUUAUGAUUACUAUUAAUCUUUUGCUCUCUUUGACUCUUUUGACUUGUUUGUGUGCACUGUGGCCUGUUGACAAGUGCAUUUUAACCCAUGUUCUCCCCUAUAGGCCAGUUCUGUACAGAGGACGUUGACGAGUGCCAACUGAUGCCCAAUGCAUGCCAGAAUGGAGGAACGUGCCACAACAUCUACGGUGCCUACCAGUGUGUGUGUGUCAACGGGUGGACGGGGGAUGACUGUGGAGAGAAUAUUGACGACUGCGCCAAUGCUGCCUGCAAUCAGGGUGCCAUCUGCCACGACCGUGUGGCGUCCUUCUUUUGCGAGUGUCCCCAUGGUCGCACAGGUGAGCCGAUAAACUUUGGUCUUCUUAAUUUCUCAUAGAUUUUCCAUUUAUCUGACCCUGAGCUUUGCACACUUGUAUAUCUACUAAUUUAUGCUAAAUCUCUUGUGGUCACUAGUGAUACUAAAUAGCGUUUCCUUGUCCAGUGCCAGCAGCACAGAUAGUUUCACUGCAUUAACAGUAGCUAGUUAUUAUAUGGUUGAAAAGCAACAACUAAAUAAAUACCUUUAACGAAGUAAAUAACUGCAACGAUUGAACCAAUCAACGUCUCCUGUUGUUCUUGUGCUGUGCCAGGUUUGCUGUGUCACCUGGAUGACGCCUGUAUCAGUAACCCCUGUCAGAAAGGCUCCAACUGUGACACCAACCCCGUCAACGGCAAGGCCAUCUGCACCUGUCCCCUGGGCUACUUUGGCGCCGCCUGUGACCAGGAUGUUGACGAGUGCUCGCUGGGUAAGUAGACUCAGACCAGUGAGGGAUGCUUUUCAUGAACACACAUUAGAUCAUUACAGGAAUAGGUUUUGUUAGUCAUUAACUAGAAAUGUGAAUCACUCAACAUCAGAGAGGGCAGAGACACAGACAGACAGACAGGUAGCAACCACUACACAGCAGCAUGAAGGAGCACGCCCUGUAACAUGUUACUUAAGGUACACUCCAUGUCUCCCUCUGUGUCUAGGUGGCAACCCCUGUGAGCACGGAGGGAAGUGCCUGAACACCAAGGGUUCAUUCCAGUGUAGGUGUCAGCCCGGCUUCUCUGGGGCUCGCUGUGAACAUGACGUAAAUGAGUGCCUUUCCAACCCCUGCCAGAACGAAGCCACCUGCCUCGACCAGAUAGGAGGCUUCCACUGCAUCUGUAUGCCAGGUAACUGACACACACACACGCUCGCACGCAAGCACACACACACAGCUAAUUACCGACAUCAGUAUAAGUUCUUCUUGUUAGCAAGUUUAAAGGCCCCUUUUUAAUCAAAGGAUGACAACAAAUGGAAAAGGAAAGUAGAAGGGGGAAAAAGUAAGGAACUUGUCUGUCGGCCUUGCAUUAAAGAAAAUAAAAAAGUAUACCAGUUUCAUUUAAGGACCAAAGGAUUGACAGCCGUCCCAUAUAGAUUGCAAAAUAGUUGGGAAGAGAUUUUUGACGUACCGAUUCCAUGGCAUAGUGUUGAUGAAUUGAUAUGCAAAACGACGCCGGAUUCUAAAAUAUUUUAUUUAAAAAUCUAAAUUUUUCAAUUUAAAUUAUUUUAUACAAUUCUUGCUACCAAUAGAAUGUUAUUUAUAUGGGGGAUACAAUCUUCCCAGCUCUGCAGAUUUUGCUGCGAAGAGACAGAAUCAUUAGAUCAUUUGUUUUGGUACUGUCCAUUUUUAGCUUGUUUUUGGACACAGGUCCAGGAAUGGCUAAAGGAUUGCAAUAUUUACCUGGAGCUAACCCUGCAGAUAGCACUACUGGGUGAUCUGAAAAGUCAUAGUCAAUUGAUCAAUAAUAUGAUAAUACUUUUAGCAAAACAUUUUAUAUUCAAUUUACGAUCUGUAGAAACAAUGAGAAUAGAAAGGUUCAGAACUUUUGUAAAACAUCACAGUACAGUUGAAAAAUAUAUGGCAAAUAGAAAUCCAAUAUGGAUGGUGUUAAGAUAUAGAUGGGAGGUGUUGAAUGGAGCUGAAGGAUGGGACUAAUAACAACAACUAAUAACAACAAAAUAACUAAUGUAAAGCAUACUGUGUCUAUAAUAAGUAUAUAGGUUAUAGGUUGAGAGCUUUUAUGAAAGAGCACAGUUAGAAAAAUAUGGCAUAUAGAAGCAAACCAGAUGGACAUCAUGAAAAUGAUCAGAGGAAGUUCAGGAGUAAAAACAAACAAAAUAUAAUUAUUGUAGAAUUUGAAUGUGUCCAAAAAAUGUAUAUAGUAUGUAUGGGCUAGAAGUAGAGGCCUAAGUGUUGUUGUUCACUAGUUUACUCCAAUUGGGGAAGGGGUGGUGGGGUUGGAAAGUAAUGAAGGGAAAUAUAAUUUAAAAAAGGAUAUGUGUGUGUGUAUGGAUGCAUGUAUAUAUGUAUGUAUGUGUAUAUAUAUGUGUGUGUGUGUGUGUGUAUAUAUAUAUAUAUAUGUGUGUAUAUACACUGCUCAAAAAAAUAAAGGGAACACUUAAACAACACAAUGUAACUCCAAGUCAAUCACACUUCUGUGAAAUCAAACUGUCCACUUACGAAGCAACACUGAUUGACAAUAAAUGUCACAUGCUGUUGUGCAAAUGGUAUAGACAACAGGUGGAAAUUAUAGGCAAUUAGCAAGACACCCCCAAUAAAGGACUGGUUUUGAAGGUGGUGACCACAGACCGCUUCUCGGUUCCUAUGCUUCCUGGCUGAAGUUUUGGUCACUUUUGAAUGCUGGCGGUGCUUUCACUCUAGUGGUAGCAUGAGACGGAGUCUACAACCCACACAAGUGGCUCAGGUAGUGCAGCUCAUCCAGGAUGGCACAUCAAUGCGAGCUGUGGCAAGAAGGUUUGCUGUGUCUGUCAGCGUAGUGUCCAGAGCAUGGAGGCGCUACCAGGAGACAGGCCAGUACAUCAGGAGACGUGGAGGAGGCCGUAGGAGGGCAACAACCCAGCAGCAGGACUGCUACCUCCGCCUUUGUGCAAGGAGGAGCAGGAGGAGCACUGCCAGAGCCCUGCAAAAUGACCUCCAGCAGGCCACAAAUGUGCAUAAUUAUUGUAGAAUUUGACUGUGUCCAUAAAAUGUAUAUAGUAUGUAUGGGCUAGAAGUAGAGGCCUAAGCGUGUCUGCUCAAACGGUCAGAAACAGACUCCAUGAGGGUGGUAUGAGGGCCUGACGUCCACAGGUGGGGGUUGUGCUUAUAGCCCAACACCGUGCAGGACCUUUGGCAUUUGCCAGAGAACACCAAGAUUGGCAAAUUCGCCACUGGCACCCUGUGCUCUUCACAGAUUAAAGCAGGUUCACACUGAGCACAUGUGAGAGAUGUGACAGAGUCUGGAGACGCCGUGGAGAACGUUCUGCUGCCUGCAACAUCCUCCAGCAUGACCGGUUUGGCGGUGGGUCAGUCAUGGUGUGGGGUGGCAUUUCUUUGGGGGGCCGCACAGCCCUCCAUGUGCUCGCCAGAGGUAGCCUGACUGCCAUUAGGUACCGAGAUGAGAUCCUCAGACCCCUUGUGAGACCAUAUGCUGGUGCGGUUGGCCCUGGGUCCCUCCUAAUGCAAGACAAUGCUAGACCUCAUGUGGCUGGAGUUUGUCAGCAGUUCCUGCAAGAGGAAGGCAUUGAUGCUAUGGACCGGCCCGCCCGUUCCCCAGACCUGCAUCCAAUUGAGCACAUCUGGGACAUCAUGUCUCGCUCCAUCCACCAACGCCACGUUGCACCACAGACUGUCCAGGAGUUGGCGGAUGCUUUAGUCCAGGUCUGGGAGGAGAUCCCUCAGGAGACCAUCCGCCACCUCAUCAGGAGCAUGCCCAGGCGUUGUAGGGAGGUCAUACAGGCACGUGGAGGCCACACACACUACUGAGCCUCAUUUUGACUUGUUUUAAGGACAUUACAUCAAAGUUGGAUCAGCCUGUAGUGUGGUUUUCCACAUUAAUUUUGAGGGUGACUCCAAAUCCAGACCUCCAUGGGUUGAUAAAUUUGAUUUCCAUUGGUAAUUUUUGCGUGAUUUUGUUGUCAGCACAUUCAACUAUGUAAAGAAAAAAGUAUUUAAUAAGAUUAUUUCAUUCAUUCAGAUCUAGGAUGUGUUAUUUUAGUGUUCCCUUAAUUUUUUUGAGCAGUGUAUAUAUUUGCGAGAAAAAAAACCAUAUGGGGGAUUGGAAGUGAUGCAGACAAUUACAUUGAUGGAAGUUACAAUCUAUCUGAAAUAGUCAAGCUGAUCUACCCCCUAAAAAAGAAAAAAAAGGAUGACAACAAUCUAAACGUAUAGCUGUGAAGUCAGGAAAUCUGGCAUAGUUAUUGUACACUAACUAACCGGCCCUUGUUUCCCUUGCUAAUUGGUUACAGGCUACGAGGGACUGUUCUGCCAGAUCAAUACGGACGAGUGCGCCAACAACCCCUGCCUGAACAAUGGGAAGUGUAUCGACAAGAUCAACACCUUCCACUGCCAGUGCCCCACAGGUGAGCCCCGGUGCGCCGCAGCGGGAGGAGGGGGGUCGAUCACCCCCCCCCCCCCCCCCGGACAGGACGGGCGCGGGAGGCGGACUCUAAUCCUUGCCUCAGGCAGGCUUUACCAGGCCAGCGCCCGACGAGGAGGAAAAUCCAUAAAGAAGGGCUUGAGGAAGUUUACACUUUGAACAAGUUUUUACUCUCAACUCUGAUGAGUGUGCACUUAAACUUGGUUUGGAUGUAGCUAGCCACAAUAACGUUAAUUGAGAGAGAACUAAGGAAAGAAGGACUAAGAAUAGCAGCUGAAAUAGUGUUGUGUUUCCACGUAUUGCAUUUCUGUGUAGUUGGAGAAGCUGUUGUGGUGAGCCUCUAGUUUUGUGUGUAGUGAAGUUUUGAAUUUAGAUGAUUUCAUUAGGUAUUUCUCCAGGGGUUCCAUUGGGGUUAGACUAUGUGACGAGAGGCAUUGAGGGUUUUGUUAGCAGAGGAAUGCUCUGAUAGAAAAACGUGAGGCCGACCGACACAGAGGAAGGUUUCUCACCCUCUUUCACCAGGCCUACUGAGGUGGAAGUAAUUGUGGAGGAAUUGAGUGCAGUUCUCAGUCGGAUCGGAUCAAAGACAGUUCAGAGAGAAAGGCAGGAGGCUUCUUGUGUUGAGAAAGUGCAGUUAGGAAGCUGAGGAAUUAAUUGUAGGGAGGUACAGCAGAGAACACAAGAGCUUAACUGCUGAAAAGCACCCCCCCACCAUGUAUAUGGGACAGGGGUGAGGGGGGCCUGAAUGAGACAGUGGUGAAAGUGGAAGGAGGUGGGAGGCAGUGUUGGGGUACUGGAGGGGACUGAGACACACAGACGGUUAUGCUCUAGGGGGGAUCAGAGGGGAAUUGCCUUCUUGAGAUGUAAAUUUGUUCUUGUGUAAGCCCAGGCUGGGGUAGGGUAGGGUCCUCGCCUUUCAUUUCUGUACACACCAUCUCCAUGGAAACCCCACUGGGGCGGUUUGAAAUGUGUGAUUACAGAAACCUGGGCUAAAUCCCCUCUCUGUGUUGUGUGUGAGGUAACGUUAACAUGGACAGUCUAAAGCGAAAGGGGCCCUGUGUUGUGAAUCCACUGGGAGCAGAGCUAACAGCUAGACAUGUAGCCACUUCCUAUCUGGGUUAGUGACCACUGGGAUGUCUGGCUGGCUGCUUGGCUUAGAACCCCUGUGUGUUCCAAUAGGGGGGGGGGGAAGCUUCAUCUCUUUAUCAAACAGAAUCCAUCUCCUUACCGCUUAGAAUUCAAAUGUGCUCCAGCGACAGAAGUUGGAAGAAGAAAAAAAAAAAUACAGAUUAGAAUAACUAGAGAAAAAAAGGGAGCCUGCUGGUUGAUUUUGAAUGAUGAGGGAUUUGAAUAGCUGAGUUCAGAGGUCAAGCUGGCCCUUUUGGGAGAGGUGGGCGGGGAGAGGGGCGAAAGCAAGACGGGAGAAUGCACAUUGUGAUGGAAAAGUUUUGGGGGACAAAAGAGGCAACCGGCUCGGCUUCGCGUUGCAUUGAGCAGACAGUCCCCCCUUUGUCUCUCACUCCUGGUCAUGAGGCCUUGGAAGUUUUUCUCCCCUUCUUUUCACCCCCCCCCCCCCCCCCCUCAGAUGCAGUUUCUUUUUGGGAGAAGUAGUGAAAAGGAGUAGAAAGAAAAGAAAAGGGAAAACGGGGAUGUUGAUUAAUAUGCAGCCACCUCUGUCGUUGAGGGCUCUCAUAAUGUAUGUAGGCUUCCAGGGAAAGAGUGGGAAUAGUUUGGGCUUGGUGAGAUCACUCUAACGACCCCCCCCACCCCCCCCAACCACCACCACACACACACUCACUCACGCACACAAACUUACCCCCACCUCUUCUUGUUUUUCUAGGCUUUGCUGGGAAUCUCUGCCAGAUAGAUAUUGAUGAGUGCGCCAGCACGCCUUGCAAGAAUGGCGCCAAGUGCACGGACGGCCCCAACAAGUACACCUGCGAAUGCACUGAGGGUAUACAAAACAACAACAAAGCAACAACAAAGAUAAAAAAAUAUACCAACACUGUUUUAUGGAUCCUGAACAGAAUGGGGAGAAAUUAGACAAAAGUGACCAACUUCAUCUCUUUCUACCAGGUUACACGGGGCAACACUGUGAGACUGACAUCAAUGAGUGUUUCUCGGCCCCCUGUCACUAUGGUACCUGUAAGGACGGCCUGGCCUCCUUCACCUGUUACUGUCGCCCUGGUUACACAGGGCGGCUGUGUGAGACCAACAUUAACGAGUGUCUUAGUCAGCCCUGUCGGAACGGAGGCAUCUGCCAGGACCGCGAGAACUCCUACAUCUGCACCUGCCCCAAGGGCACCACAGGUCAGACACACAUACACACACUAAAAGACUUCUCCUCUCAACUCAAAAUUGUCCUUGACAAUAAAAUCACCCAGAUGUAUUUUCAUCUGUGAAAAUGUUAUUAUAGAAACUUUGAUGCUAAUUCCUUUGCUCCUAGGUAUAAACUGUGAAAUCAACCUGGACGACUGCAAGAGCAAGCCAUGUGACUAUGGGACAUGCAUCGACAAGAUCAACGGUUACGAGUGUGCCUGCGAGCCCGGCUACAGCGGUAAGUAGCUACUGUAGCAGUUUGUCUGACUGUGGCAACCCAGGUUGAGGUUUGAAGAGGGUACUCCUACCUCCACGCGAGUCUGUCUCCUAUUCAGACCUCUCAGGCGAGGGCAGGACAACAAGGGCGUAGCGGGCAGGAUGAAGGGAUGGAAGAGAGGGAGGGGUAACAGAUGGUGAGCGAAUGCACUCCUUUUGAGGCCAUCAGUGGCGGUGUCACUUUCCAGCCCCUCCCUGUCCACAACCUGCUGCCUAGACACACAAACUGGCCUCUCUCACCAGGCUCUGAAAGGACCAACACUCACUGGGGAUUUUAUAGGAGAAAAGAUCCCCUGAAAUAUUCCCGAAAGUUGAUCUUUUAGAAGGGGAGAAGUUGGUCCCUGCUUUAGGGCUAAAUGGCCUCUCUUUAUGUUAUGCGUGGCACCGGCUGAAUGGCUGCGGUGCUUCAAUUGACCGACAAAAGCAGACUUAAAAACCCCAUGUUUCUCGAGGUGGAUGCAUUUACUGUGGGGAUAUAGAGGCCAUUGUCUGGUCCGUUGUCUGGUGUAGUAUGGGUUGUGCUUUGCGUUCUACUUCAAAAUGAUAUCUUCAUAGAAAUCUAACCAAGUCCAAACUCCAAAGACUACCAAAUAAUAUUAUGUUAGUUCUAACCAUAAAGUAUUAUUAAUUUGUAUAAUUUUUGUUAAACCAAUUUAAUGCGUUUGUAAACUAUAAACGUUCCUAGUGCUAAAAAGUUGAGACACUACUGUAUGAGGGGUCGGAGAAGUAAACAUGUUCAUGGGUUCUGGUUCACAGGGACAAUGUGCAACAUCAACAUUGAUGAGUGUGCCCUCAACCCGUGUCACAACGGUGGCACCUGCAUCGAUGGCACCAACAGCUUCACCUGUAUGUGCCCAGAGGGUUACCAGGACACCACCUGCUUCUCCCAAGUCAACGAGUGCCUUAGCAACCCCUGUAUCCAUGGCCACUGUCAAGACAAAGUCAACGGGUGAGUCUGCCUCUCUCAUCUGUCUCCAUAGCUCCUCUGCCAAGAAAAUUACAUAGUUGUGUUUCAUUUACAUCUAGAAAUCUUCCCUACAUGUAUGGUAUGGAACUAUGAAUAUACAGUAUCUACAGUAAAUCCCUAAGCAUUCAUAAAAGGUGUGGAUUUUGUGUGAGGAAUCAAAGUGAAAGUUAAUGUCUUUCUCUAAUAUUUAGCUUUUCUAUGUUGUCUUUAGUUACAACUGUCUGUGUGACAAUGGCUGGAGUGGCAAGAAUUGUGACAUCAACAACAAUGAGUGUGAGUCCAACCCCUGCAUGAACGGAGGCACCUGCAAGGAUAUGACCAGCGGAUACGUCUGCUCCUGUAGAGUGGGCUUCACUGGUGAGUUAGUGUGUUUGUGUGUGUGUGUGGUCCUUUACAUUGCACUCCCACCAUCAAUACAUUGUACUGUUUUGAUCUAUUUGACCCUGACUCAAACUCCAACUCAUGUGCUUCAUAUCUUCUUGACCUUUUGAUUCCAGGUCCAAGCUGUCAGACCAACAUCAACGAAUGUGCCUCCAAUCCCUGCCUGAACCAAGGGACCUGCAUCGAUGAUGUCGCUGGCUACAAGUGCAACUGCCUACUGCCAUAUACCGGUAUGAACAUAUUUGGCUAUUGUGAAAUAGUUGUCUGAGUGUCUGUCUAAGUGUGGUGUUUUGUUUUCCCUUGCUGUGGGGCUCUAAGUUGUAUCUUCUUCAAGGCAUUGGACAUACAGGAAAAACAUGCUCCGGAAGACCAAGCUGUCGAUGAAAGUUCAGCAGCAAUACUUCCUCUUGGCUAAAAGACUCUUGUGUCUGUUGUGUUGACCUUGGACCUCCAUGACAAGUGUCCAUGAUAACAACCCAAUAUUUUUCAGCAGUCCUCACGUCCUUUCCUUUCCUCCCUUGUCGUAUCAUUUGAAAAAACAGAUAAUGAUGGACUGCCUUUGGGCAAGCACAUUUUUUAUUUAUUCCCUGAGUCUUCUUUUUGGAAAACUCCACACAGCUUUGGGAGCUGGAAUAAUAGCGGCUUUGGUUGUGUGACGGACGGGGUGGGGAACGAACGGCCCGGCUGCUUGACACAUUUCCUGUUUGCAGACUUCCUGUCUCACAGAACAGCAAAUGCCUUGACAAUAGCAGGAAACGCCAGCCUGCUUCCUGUCCACGCUGGGUGUCGUGAAAACAGAAAGGGAAUUGUCUCCACAUGCCCAAACAGCUCUGCUCUCUAACACUCACAGACCUUUACACUGUGGUCAAGAAGCCUCCUGAUAUCCUCCUGAAUGAAGUGUGUGUUUAAAUGUCCAAUAAAAGCAUUAUGUAUGUAGGGCAGUCUAUCCAGACACCCACUACUUCCAGUCAUGAUACUCUGGUUCCGAAAAACAAUAGUAUUAGACAUUUAUAUUAAUAUGAGAAUAUUAAUAUUGAGCAUAGUUGAUGUCCAUUAUCUAAAAGUUUGUUUGUGUGUGUGUGUGAGAUAGGUGAGAACUGUGAGACCCUGCUGGCACCCUGCAGCACCAAGCCCUGUAAGAACACAGGUGUGUGUCAGGAGUCUGAGGACUACGAGAACUUCUCCUGUGUGUGUCCAGAGGGCUGGCAAGGUGAGGGAGCAAUAUCUUUAUAGUAGAAUGGUCAUUCUUAUGCAUUUAUAUACACAUAUGUCAGUAUAUCGAUAUAUGAAAAUAGGCAAAAUAUCUCAGAAAAUGGCCAAAUGAUCUCAGUGUUGUGUGUGUAGUAAGCCUUCCCCCUCCCUCCUCUGCCUUACCCUCUAUAGGCCAGACCUGUGAGGUGGACAUUAAUGAGUGUGUGAAGAACCCCUGUCGCAAUGGGGCCACCUGCGAGAACACCAAAGGCAACUACCGCUGUGGCUGCAAGGCCGGCUACACUGGCCGCAACUGCGAAACCAACAUUGACGACUGCAAGCCCAGUAAGUCUCCUUUCAGGUUGAUAUGAGACAGUGGCCAUGUCUCAAUACUCUAAAGUUGCUCCCUCUCAUUGGCUCUUUUCUUUUAUGACUGAUAGGUUAAAGACUAGAUAGGCCUCGAAAACAUCGCUAUAACAUCUGCCUUGUUAUCAGUGGGGAAAAAAGAAAGAAGCUAGUCAAGACUAUUGAGCCGCAGCCAGUGUGCUAAGCUAUCAGCUAACUUUUCUCCCUACUCUCUCUUGUCUCUCCCGCCUUAGACCCCUGCAGCAAUGGAGGUUUCUGUCGGGACGAGGUGGACAACUUUGUGUGCACCUGCCUGCCUGGUUUCCGUGGCACUAAGUGUGAGGAGGACAUCAACGAGUGUGACAGUAACCCAUGUAAGAAUGGCGCCAACUGUACAGACUGUGUCAACAGCUACACCUGCACCUGUCCCUCUGGCUUCAGUGGGAUACACUGUGAGAACAACACACCUGACUGCACUGAGAGGUAAAGAGAGCUUGGAUUCCUAUUUCUUUUUGAUUUAUCUUCCUCACAUGGCCUGUUGCAUCUCUGUCACAAACGAUGAAUGUAGCUCAUACCUAACACUGUUCUCUUGUCCACUUCUGCCCCCUGUGGCAGAAAGUAUAAUAACACUAAACGACAAUCCCAUUAUAGCCCAAGAUAUUCACACUUAAGUCACUUUACUAAUUGGACUAAUAAAAACAUUGAAUCCAGCUUUAACAUGAUACAUCUGGUAUUGCUUUAUUGAUGUUUUGAUGUUAUUUUUUCCCCAGCUCUUGUUUCAAUGGUGGGACGUGUCUGGACGGCAUCAACACCUACACCUGCCUGUGCCCACCUGGCUUCACUGGCAGCUACUGCCAACACGACAUCAACGAGUGUGACUCCAGGCCCUGCUUGAACGGAGGCACCUGCCAGGACAGCUAUGGAACCUACAAGUGUACUUGUCCCCAGGGCUACAUUGGACUCAACUGCCAGGUACAGUGUAUGCCCAGUGACACUGACUUUAUACUGGCUGUAGGCAAUAUACCAUGUUGCUAUCGUCAUAUAAAAUGUGCUUUUAUUAAUCAAAUACUUGGCUAAACAAAGGUGGUAUGAAGACAUUUAAGUUAACACGCACUACAAACGGUAGCUAUAAUGAUGUUUGUAGCUGUGAAACAAACGUGUUCAUUUCUAGUUACUUUCACCUGUCUACUCACCUAGUGACUAACUGUGUCUAUGGUGUGUGUGUUUCUCCUCAGAAUCUGGUACGCUGGUGUGACUCGUCUCCCUGUAAGAACGGGGGCACCUGUUGGCAGACUGGCACCACUUACAGCUGUGAGUGCCAGACCGGCUGGACAGGGCUCUACUGCGAUGUGCCAAGCGUCUCUUGCGAGGUGGCAGCCAAACAAAGAGGUAACACUAGUUAAGGAGGGUGUGUGUGUGUGUGUGUGUGAACGUCUGCAUGUGUGUGUGUGUGUUUUUUUGGUGUUAGUAUCAAUCUCAUACCUGUAACAAAAACACUUGACUACAUGUUCUCCAUCUCUCUGCCCUCCCCCCUCCAGGUGUGGAGGUAGUUGCUCUGUGUCUUAACUCAGGCCAGUGUCUGGACGCUGGGAACACCCACUACUGCCACUGCCAGGCGGGCUACACAGGCAGCUACUGUGAGGAGCAGGUGGAUGAGUGCACCCCCAACCCGUGUCAGAAUGGAGCCACCUGCACUGACUUCCUAGGAGGGUACUCCUGCAAGGUAGGCUGCUCACUAUGAACACAGCAUGCUCCACUUAUUUCUCAGGUCCUGGGUGAAACGCAUAACAAAUGUAGCCUAAUGUUGAAACGAUACCUAGGCUCAACAGUGAUUCUACACCCCCAAACAUGUUUAUUUAUAAGUGUUUCCUGGUCUUGGUCUGGUAGAAGCAUUGUCAGACAUUCUCACUUUGAAAUUAUUGUCACAUUUUUGGGUAGUGUAAAUAAGUGUGUUGGUAUCCUUUCUAAAUGAUUCUCCCUAUUAAAACCCUACUGAUGAAGGCUGUUUAUAAACAGACCCACAAACUGCUCAUUUAUGGAGCUCUCUGACGAAAGAGAAUUUGCUGACCUGUGCGUAAAACUGGCAAAAACAGCCAGGUAAACAGAAACUGCCUUGUUUCAUGUCAGUCGUUGAUUUUUCUCUCCUCUCUCAGUGCGUGCCAGGAUACGUCGGGACCAACUGCUCCAACGAGAUCAAUGAGUGUUUCUCCCAGCCUUGCCAGAACGGGGGCACCUGCAUUGACCUGAUCAAUACCUACAAAUGCUCCUGUCCCAGGGGAACCCAAGGUCAGGGCCCGACCACCCACCUCCACACACAUCCUCUCCCUCCUUCUAUCCCUCGCUCCUCUGGUCUCCUAGGUUCCUCUCCGCACUCCCACUCUAUCUGUCUCUCUCUCGCUCUCUCUCGCUCUCUCUCUACCUCUACCUCUCUCAAUCCACCACACUUCAUUAAUUAGGGCUUAACAGCGUCCAGCACAUGUCUGAAACUCUACUCCCCGCCCGUCAAAUGCAGGAUUGAUUUAUCUCUUGGACAUAAAGGGUGUGUUUCUUGUAGGUCAGCUGAAGUACUGUUGAAAUUAAUGUUGCCAAAAAAAGGAGCAAACAAGAGAAAACAUUGUGAAACGGUAAAUUAAAAUGUGUAUUGAACCAUUGCAGGUCAUACAUCUAUCCUCCUAUGAUCCCCUGAUGGUGUCCCAUCUGAGUGUUUAGGCUGACUGUUCCUCCCCUCUACCUCUCAGGCGUUCACUGUGAGAUCAACAUAGACGACUGCAACCCCUUCACAGACCAAGUCACCAACGAGCCCAAGUGCUUCAACAAGGGGAAGUGUGUGGACAGGGUGGGAGGUUACCACUGCAUCUGUCCCGCGGGCUACGUAGGGGAGCGCUGUGAGGGGGACGUCAACGAGUGCCUGUCCAACCCAUGUGACCCCCGCGGGACACACAACUGCAUCCAGCUCACCAACAACUACCGCUGCGAUUGCCGCACUGGAUACACAGGUAGCAUUUAACGUAGAGGAGGCAAAUAUGUUGGAUCUGGCUGGAGAGUGACUGCAGGGUUGGGUUUAGUUUCAUGUCAAUUAGUUAUUUCAUGGGGUUGAGUAUGGGAAAGCAAAGACUAGGGGAAAAUAAUGUAGACUUUUUUUUAAAAUAAUUGACAUUCCUGUCUUUUUCGAGACGAAUCACCUUGGACUUGCAGGAGAAAUGUUACAACUAGGGUUGGAGUAAAAACCUACAGGAGGGUAGCUCUCCACGAACAGGGUUGGAGACUCCUGCUCUAUGGCAUUACAAGUUAACCUGUGAUUGGCUUAUUGAUAAGGGAACAUUUCAGUCCUUGAUGUAACCUGCUCUCUAUGUGAUCCUACAGGACAGCGUUGUGACACAGUGUUUGACGGCUGUAAGGGCAAACCCUGUCGUAACGGAGGGACAUGUGCCGUAGCCAGCAACACUCCUCACGGCUUCAUCUGCAAGUGUCCACCUGUAAGUUCACACACAACCACAGCUGCUGGCGUAGUUCUGCCAAAGACACUGUAUAAGAGACAUGUAUAAAGACAUUCAGCAGAUGUGUUGCACUGUGUUUUCAUUCAUUCAACAUACUGUAAUACAUUUAAUAGUAAUAUUAACAUUGACACAUUUCCUCUCCUUCUCCUCUACAGGGAUACACUGGCUCCACCUGUGAGUACGAUGCCCACUCCUGUGGCACUCUUCACUGUCGGAACGGUGGCACCUGCAUCUCUGGACACAAGAGCCCAAAGUGUCUCUGUACCUCCUCGUUCACGGGGCCAGAGUGUGAAUACCCCACAGACAACCCUUGUAACACCAACCCCUGCUACAAUGGGGGAACCUGUGAGUACAGCUCAGAGGCUCCAUACUACCACUGCGUAUGCCCCACCAACUUCAACGGCCUGCUAUGUCACAUCCUGGACUACAGCUUCCUGGGCGGGUUCGGCCGUGACAUCACGCCCCCGCCGGAGGUGGAGGUGAGCUGUGAGAUCCCCCAGUGUGAGGAGAGGAAGGGGAACAAGUUCUGUGAUAUCUUGUGUAACAACCACGCGUGUGGCUGGGACGGGGGCGACUGCUCGCUCAACUUCAAUGACCCGUGGAAGAACUGCACGACAUCCCUGCAGUGCUGGCGCUACUUCAACGACGGGAAGUGUGACGAGCAGUGUAACAACGCCGGGUGUCUCUACGAUGGCUUCGACUGUCAGAGCCUGGAGGGCCAGUGCAAGUGAGUGAGACGCUUGCCAUCAGGGUCUGAAUACUGAAUAAUCGAUAAGGGUAGGCCAAUCCACCUUGAGACCUACUGGCUAUGCAGGGUUCUGCUCCAGACCUACUUUAACUCACCUGAUUCCGCUAAUGCUGUAGAUAGUACAUCAAGUCUGAGUAGCAGUUCAAGGCCUGAACAACAGUCUGAGCUUUUCUUUAAACAAUAUACAUCCCAUUAAAAGCCAUACUGAAUAAUGCUCUUUACUCUGUCUCUCCAGUCCUCUGUACGACCAGUACUGUAAGGAUCACUAUGCGGACGGCCACUGUGACCAGGGCUGCAACAACGCAGAGUGUGAGUGGGACGGUCUGGACUGUGCCAACAACAUGCCAGAGAAGCUCGCUGUGGGCCGCCUGGUCAUCGUGGUCCACAUCAUGCCCGACCAGCUCCGGAACAACUCGUUUGGUUUCCUACGAGAGCUGAGCCGCGUGAUCCACACUAAUGUGGUGUUCCAGCAGGACGCUAAGGGACAGAUGAUGAUCUACCCGUAUUACGGCAGUGAGCAGGAGCUGAAGAAACACAACAUGAAGCGCUCGGUGGGCCGGACAGAGAUCCCUGACACUGUGCUCAACUCCAUGAAGAACAGCAUGUAUACUAUAGCCAAUGGAAGCAGCCGCAGACGCAGGGAGCUGGACCCCAUGCAGAUCAAAGGGUGAGACAAAUGUUCUGGAAACAAUCCUCAUUUGGAAUCUGGAUUUCAAUGGAAUGUUCAUGCAAACCUCACAUUUACGUGAAAGUCUAACUAGUUUCUGUGUGAAGUAAACUGCCCUUCCACAUAUUCGGUAGCGAUUUGUUGUAUGAUCAUCCAUUGUGAUGGAAAACCAGUGUCUGGCUUUUAAAGAACUGCUGCUAGUUCCCUGAACAGAAACCAUGGUGCUGUCCUUUCUUCCCUCUGGGUUUUAGAUCAGGUCUAAUGUGUGUAAUGUGACUCUGUCCGCCACAGCUGCAUAGUGUACCUGGAGAUUGACAACCGCCAGUGCGUCCAGCAGUCCACAGAGUGCUUCCAGAGUGCCACUGAUGUAGCAGCCUUCCUAGGGGCCCUGGCCUCCAGUGGAAACCUCAACGUUCCCUACAUCAUAGAGGCAGUUCACAGUGAGUUUCUCUCUUCUUCCAUUCUAACAGUCACCAGGGGCCAAGAGUACUGCUGCAACACCCCCGGACUGCAUCCCUAAUGCCACCCUACUCAUACCCCAGCCCUACAUACAGACACACACACACACUGUGAAGGUAUUCAUCCCCUAGGUCUUAACCCUCCAACACCACAAAGGGAUGACGGGGUGUUCUUUGAUUGUGUAUUUGGUAUUCAACAAUGGAACAAAUGUACUUGUGAAUCACAUGGACUAAACAAUCAAUGCAGCAGUCUGUGUUUAAAUCCAAUGGCUUCAGGCUCCAAAAUGGUUAAUUGUCGUAAAUCAACUCAUCCAGCCCCCUACCCCAUCCACAUACCAUUCUAAUGCGCACACACACACACACACACACACUUCAUCCCACACUGUGAGGCUGCUGCAACCUUCACCUCGCUGAAUGUAAUACCAGGACUUAAUGCAUCUCUAAGGGUUUGGGUUGAGAGAGUUUAUCAUUUCAAAAUCGUUAGUGGAAAAAAAGCGAAGGGGAAGAAUUGAUCGGGAGUGUGCUAGAAGUUGGGAGUCUUUGUUAUCUUGAAAAUCCUAAUAAAUCCUUGGUCUUUACAGCUUAAAGCGCGUGCAGUAAUUUGAAGUUCAUUAAUCCCUCCCUUUUUUCCCCUUAAAGAAGAAAUGGUAGAGUUGUCUCCUGGUACCCUGGGCUGAGAGGGGAGAGGAGGUGGUGGUGGUUUUUUAUAUUUGAUGAGAAGUGGUUAGCAAUUCUGAUUAUUACAGAAUAGGACCAACCUUGUUUUACAAACGGCGCUCCUCAUUCCCAUUGUAGCUCUGGCUGUGGACAACUAGGACUAGGCUCCAGGAGGGGGUUGCACUAGACUAGAGGAGCUGGACUUGCAGUCCUCCUGCGACCAACCCAACACCUGUCUGCCUGCCUGGGUUCUCAGGCUCCGCUGCUGUCCGCCUUAUCAUGUUGUCCCUUUCCCCUCCAGGUGAGGUUGACCCCCAGCUUCCGUCGGAGCUCUACCCCAUCUACGUGGUCCUAGCUGGGCUGGCUUUCCUGGCCUUUGUGGGCGUGGGGAUGGUCGCCUCACGGAAGCGUCGUCGCGAGCACGGCCAAUUGUGGUUCCCGGAGGGUUUCAAGACCAGUGAGCCCAACAAGAAGAAGAGGAGGGAGCCCGUCGGGGAGGAUUCGGUGGGAUUGAAGUAAGUUUCCUGGGUUUCCAUGCGGCACCACAUCGUCUUCCCACCAUGGGUCACAGUUUGUUUGUCAUGGAUUUGGUCGUAGCAGGGUGUGGAGCGGUGACGAGAGUUUUUGGGGCUGAGGGGGGAACGGCGUUCGUUCGGAUCAUUAAUGAUAAUGAUGCAGCAGGUUUAGGUAACGGGCACAUUAAUUGACUUGUCGGAGUGAUAGUGUUGGGACGGGACAGGAUGGGGGGCUCAAUCAAUGCUUUUGUUUCGGUGUUGGUGCACUGCCACUGAGGAAGAGGGCUCAGCUGGGAUAGUUGGCUAGCUCACUUGCUGCAUCAGGAUUUUCAAUGGGAUUUCUCUCUGACCACAGGCCACUGAAAAACUCCUUGGACAUAUCACUGAUGGACGACAACCAGAAUGAAUGGGGAGAAGAGGAGCCUUCAGACGCCAAGCGCUUUAGGGUAAGGAGUCUAAGGACCCCACAUACUGGCAUUGGGACCUACUGUUGGAGAGAAAGACAGGAAUUAGAGUAGAACAUGGACUUCUUAAGAAAUACGUAAAGAAAUAUAUGAAGAUUUUCUAUUUUUCAUCAUUGAUAAUGGCCUUCAAAUAUCACUUGAUUCCAGUUUUGUUUCAAGAUUUAUGCAUUUACAUAGGCUAUUCAAUUUAAUUAGCUUUAAUUUAAUAUCCACCAAUAUUAAGAUAUUGAAAAUGUAGAGUCUCCUUUGUGUUGAUUUUUGGUUUUAUUGUCCAGAAUGUCAGCAUUUUAAUACAUAAAAGUUGGUUAGUUAAACCUUAGUUUUCAAAUAGGUUUGAGAUUAAAUGCUUUAGAUGCGGUGUGAGCUAAUUGAUUGUCCGUCCACCCCCUGGUCUGAUUACAGCAGUUUGAGGAGCAAGUGAUGCUGGACCUGGAUGACCAGACGGACCACCGCCAGUGGACCCAGCAGCACCUGGACGCGGCUGACCUCCGUAUCCCCUCCAUCGCCCCCACACCCCCUCAGGGGGAGAUCGAGAACGACUGCAUGGACGUCAACGUACGGGGACCAGGUGUGUACACAGCCGCUCGUUUCAUCAUUAGGGAAAUUAGGACAGAUUUUAGCUGUGAACUUGACUGAUUUUGGGGUGAUUAUAAUCUAUUUUUAUUUUUAUGUCUACUGACAAGGAUUGAGUUGAUUAUUACAUUUCAUGAAAUUGUAUUAUUUUGGGUGAAUACAGAAUGUAUGACCAUUUAAUUUGGUGUGUAUAAGGUGUGUAGGACUUCAGUAAAACUGUUUUGUGGAAUUGCUGUUCUUAUAUUUAAGGUUCAUGUUCCAAUAUUAUUUUUGCGUCACAUUUCAGUUGUCAGUACUGGUACAGAGUGCAGUUAGAAAAAGGAGAGAUGAAAGGUCUUCAUAAUUAUGAGUCAUCAGAAGUGGCAGGAAAAAUGUGGAUACAAAUAUUUAAACAAAUAUUAACAAAGUAUUCAAAUAUUAUCAAUAUAAUAAUUUGUAUUACUCACUAAAUAUUGAUUCCUAUUUAAUUGUAUUAUAUUACCUUCAAAUCUUGCUUUGUAUAGACGUCAAACUAAACUUAUGGUCAUGUUUUAAGGUAUUAUUCUGCCUAAAAUAUUAGCUGAUUAAUUUACACCUCUGAGUGAGCAAUGGCAAGAGAGAGAGCGUGUGUGUGUGGGUAGGAGUAGCUAAAGCCCUGUGUCCUCAGGGUAAGAGGAUCCAGAUCAAAGCAUGCGGCUUGAAGCCCUGAGCCCAGGGGAAAACUCCCUUCCUCAUUCCUGCUUACAUUCAUUAUUGGACCACUAAUAGGCAUUUUUCUUCAAAUGCUUUAUUAAUAAAACCAAUAACGGACCAAAAUACAAGAACACACUUUUAUUAAGUGUCAAACCCCCUGAAGAGUGUUUAAGAAAAUCAACAGUAACACGCUCCUCGAACUAAAGCACAGCAUACACACACGUUUUCUCUCCCUAACCGAUCAAUGAGCCUGAAUCGAAUCUGUGAGAUCUGGGGCUCGCUAUUCUUUUGAAGAGGAGAAACCCAUCCAGGUCGACUUGCUGAGCCUCCCCUCAGAGAUGAUAAUGCUCAGUUUUCCAGCUGCCUAGGUUUCACAUACACUGGCCCGUUUCCCCAAGCUCCCCAAAGCCGGGCUCGAUCAGAAUCCGUUAUCGAAAAGAGAGCUGUGAUGAUUCACCCAGGCAAACGCAUCAAAUCCACAUUCGAUUUGUUUGUUGCUUUGUUUUGAUCUUCCCCAUGCUUUGAAGUACUGACUCUUACCGUUUGUAGCAGGAACUGGGCUCUGUCUCAUGCUGACCCUGCACUAGUGCACUGAAUGACAAUGCUGAAGUAUAGUUAACUCCCCUGGUACUAAAGUAUGGUCCCUCCCUCCCUCCCUCCUUCUGCCCAGAUGGCUUCACCCCCCUGAUGAUCGCCUCCUGCAGUGGUGGAGGUCUAGAAACAGGCAACAGCGAGGAGGAGGAAGAUGCUUCUGCCAACGUGAUCAAUGAUUUCAUUUACCAGGGUGCCAAACUCCACAGUCAGACGGACCGCACAGGGGAGACCGCCCUCCAUCUCGCUGCCCGCUACGCCCGCUCUGACGCUGCCAAGCGUCUCCUGGAGGCCAGUGCAGAUGCAAACAUCCAGGACAACAUGGGCAAGACCCCGCUACAUGCUGCCGUGGCUGCUGAUGCUCAGGGCGUCUUCCAGGUUGGGGUCAAAUGCAGAUUAAUUUGUGUUUUUGAGUAGCGAAGAGAUCUACUGUAUUGGAUUGGCAAUGUGCACUUUCUUCCUUAGUAUCUCCAUAGAUAAUCUCAUACAAGGUUAACCAACUCAUUGUGUCUUUCUGUAGAUUUUGAUCAGAAAUCGUGCCACAGACCUGGAUGCCCGCAUGCACGAUGGCACCACCCCUCUGAUCCUGGCAGCCCGUCUGGCAGUGGAGGGCAUGGUGGAGGAGCUCAUCAACUGCCACGCUGACGUCAACGCUAUCGAUGACUUUGGUAGGGCUCUUAUGUCAAUGUUGUAUCUCUAUUGGCUCCUUGGCCUCAUCCACUCUUUCAAUCAGAGCUAGAGUAGAGGUGAAGCACUUUCGAUCCAGAAAUGCAAUCAAACGUUACAUUUGUAAUUGGAAACGGGCAGAAUAAAAUAAGAAAUGUAAUUCUAAUCCAUGUCCUUUUACAAAAUGUUUAAAUAACGUGGGGUUUGGAAAAGGAAUGAUAAUCAGGUUCCUUUAGGUCAGUUUAGACAGGCAUGGGUUGAUGUGGACUGAACGUUUGUCUCUCCAUGUCUCUCUUUCACCAGGCAAAUCUGCUCUGCACUGGGCAGCAGCAGUGAACAACGUGGAUGCAGCUAUCGUACUACUGAAGAACGGAGCCAACAAGGACAUGCAGAACAACAAGGUAAGGAAUCUCUGCCGCCUGAUAAAUUACCAUAGAAUAAGAUAUCUCCAUAAGCUACAUUCCUUUUCCAUUUAACCUUUAUUUAUACAGUUUAUUCUCAGUAGCUAGGUUUCCAUCCAAUUGCCGACAUUUUCAUGCAAAUAUUCUAAAAUCCGCAUUAAGAAAAUAUGCAUAUUUUCCCACCAGUGGUGUGUUUCCACCAAACUGACUUGUUGCGAUUAAAAAUCAGUGCGUGAUGACGUAGUGCACACAAAUGUACAGUACUUUUUCUCCUACAUUUUCAUCUACCGAAAAAAGAUCGGAAGUUCAGUGUGUUUCCAUCACAUUUUCAACUCUACCGAUAGUUCUGUCACAAAAACUGUUGCGUUAAAUAGCAAAUGUGCCUAAUCUGGUUUUGUUACGUGCGCUCUAGCCAGCAGCUCGCAGAUACAGUGUGGGUAGGCUAGUCUACAUGAUGAGAUUAUUAUGGAUAGGAGCGAGAGUAUUUGUAUUUGUCAAACGGCAGCUAAGCAUCGAUCAUCAUGUCCCCAGAAUAAGACCCUCGAUAUUUAUUGGAAAGGAACAUCAAGCUCAUCACCUUGCACAUUCACCACCCUGUGAAGUUCAUCAUAUCUUAUUUCAUCUGUAGCCUAAUAAACUGCAUGCUUUCCCGAGUCGUAGUGGGAGGACCACACACCAUAUCAUUGCGUGAAGUUUACUUCUAUAUGAUGGUUAUAAUGGCGUUUCCACCGCCAUUUCUCACAUAAUUACUUUUACCAACACAAAAAGAUCCCACCAUGUCGAACGAACAAAUUAUCUGUCGGCAUUUCUGAAAUUGUACCGAAACGUCCUAUUUCCAUCACAACUGUCGUGAUUUUUUUUUUUACAUGGUAUGACUUUACUUGCAUAAAAACUAAGGAUGGAAACGUGGUUACUGAGAUUAAAUCUAUUUUGCAAGAAAGAGCGGUCUGUCUGUGGCCCACUGUAAACAUGUUUCUCACUGUGUGUCUGUGUCUUCCUCAGGAGGAGACCCCUCUGUUCCUUGCUGCCAGGGAAGGAAGCUACGAGACCGCCAAGGUCCUGCUGGAGCACUUUGCUAACCGCGAGAUAACUGAUCACUUGGACCGGUUGCCCCGAGACAUUGCGCAAGAGAGGAUGCACCACGACAUUGUCCGUCUCAUGGACGAGUACAACCUGGUCCGCAGCCCGCCCAUGCACAGCCAUGCCCAUGGAGGCUCCAUGGGCACCACCUUGUCUCCCCCUCUCUGCUCCCCCAACGGCUAUCUGGGCAGCAUGAAGGUCCAGGGCAAGAAGGCCCGCAAGCCCAGUGCCAAGGGCAUCGGCUGCAAGGACGGCAAGGACAUGAAGAACAAGAAGAAAGCCUCCCAGGAUGGUAAGGGAGGAAGUCUGCUGGAUAGCUCAGCUGUUCUGUCCCCUGUGGACUCCCUGGAGUCUCCACACGGGUAUAUCUCUGACGUGGCGUCCCCUCCCAUGAUGACGUCCCCCUUCCAGCAGUCCCCGUCCAUGUCACUCAACCACCUCCAGGGGAUGUCCGACCCCCACAUGGGGGUCAACCACAUGGGCAUGCCCAACAAGCAGGAGCUGGCACACAUGCAGUUCGACCCACUGCCGCCCCGUCUCACCCACCUUCCCGUGUCAGGCUCCAACGGCUCGGGGGGCAUGAAUGGCCAGUGUGAUUGGCUCUCCAGGAUGCAUGCCAGCAUGGGCCAGCCCAGCCAGUUCAAUCCCAUGAGGGUUGGUCCUGUCGGGGGGCAGGGCGGUCUGCACCAGGGGGGUGGGCAGCAAGGCAUGAUGACCUCUCUCCACAACGGGCUCCCCACCACCAGCCUGUCCCAGAUGAUGAGCUACCAGGGCCUGCAGAACACCCGGCUGGUCUCGCAGCCCCACCUUCUGCAGCAGGCCCAGCAGCAGAUGCAGCAGCAGAUGCAGCACCAACAGAACCUGCAGCAGCAGCUCCAACAGCAGCAACAGCAACAGAGCAUCCAGCUGCAGCACCAGAACUCUAAUACUGGCACCAGUGGCAAUUCCAUCAGCCAGAACUUCAUCAGCAGUGAGCUGAGUGGCUCAGAGCUCCAGCAGGGCACAGGGAACCAGGGCUCCAUGCCCAUCCACACCAUCCUACCCCAGGAGACCCAGAUCAUGAGCCAGAACCUGCCCAGCACCCAGUACCUCACCCCUCCCUCCCAGCACAGCUACUCUGGCCCUAUGGACAACACCCCCAACCACCAGCUACAGGUCCCCGACCACCCCUUUCUGACCCCUUCCCCCGGGUCUCCCGACCAAUGGUCCAGCUCCUCCCCGCAUUCUAACAUGUCUGACUGGUCGGAGGGCAUCUCGAGUCCACCAACCAGCAGCAUGCAGUCUCAGAUCGGACAUAUCCCCGACCAGUUUAAGUAG
This is a messenger RNA of Coregonus sp. 'balchen', 32132 nucleotides long. NCBI's taxonomy places the organism in Eukaryota, Metazoa, Chordata, Actinopteri, Salmoniformes, Salmonidae. The record is from the annotation of a GenBank genome assembly.